Callithrix jacchus (white-tufted-ear marmoset) is the source of this 2755-nucleotide messenger RNA. RefSeq names its product protein kinase, membrane associated tyrosine/threonine 1 (gene PKMYT1). Gene Ontology annotation, molecular function: protein kinase activity; ATP binding. Gene Ontology annotation, biological process: protein phosphorylation; negative regulation of G2/MI transition of meiotic cell cycle; meiotic cell cycle. Lineage: Eukaryota; Metazoa; Chordata; Mammalia; Primates; Cebidae. The record is from RefSeq and is a predicted model, not a curated record. Gene Ontology annotation, cellular component: cytoplasm; nucleus.
CUCGAAUAGCCUGGAGACCAGGCACUGCACACGCGCAGUGGGCGCCCCCACCUGGCCUGAGGAUCCGUGGAUUCGUUGCGACCCCGAGGCGCUCCUCCCUACCAGUUUGUUUUUUUGUUUUUCUGGUGACUUUUUUAGGGACUGAGUCUCGCUCUGGCGCCCAGGCUACAGUGCAGUAUCGCGAGCAUAGCUCAGUGAAGCCUCGACCUCUCGGGCUCAAGCAGUUCUCCGGCCUCAGCCUCCCCAAGUGGCUGGGACUACUGGCGUGCGCCAGUAGCCACUUCUGGCUAAUUAUUAUACUUUAUUUAUUUGUUUAUUUGUUUUUGAGUCGGAGUUUCCCCUCUAUGCCCUAGGCUGGAGUGCAGUGGUGCGAUCUCAGUUCGCUGCAACCUCCGCCUCCCGGGUUCCAGCGAUCCUCCUGCCUCAUCCUCCUAAGAAGCUGUGAUUACAGGCGCCCGCCACCACACCCGGCUAAUUUUUGUCUUUUUAGUAGAAAUGAGGUUUCAUCAUGUUGGCUAGGCUAGUCUCAAACUCCUGACCUCAGAUGAUCCUCCCACCUCGGCCUCCCAAAGCCCUGGGAUUACCGGCGUGAGCCGUCGCGCCCGACCUAAUUGUUAAAUUUUUUGUAGAGGUGGAGCCUCACCAUGGUCCCCAAGCUGCUCUCGAACUCCUGGGCUCAAGUGAUCUGCCAGCCUCCGACUUCCAAAGUGCUGGGAUUCCAGGCAUGAGCCACCGCGCCCGCCCACCCCCACCAAUUUGGAGUGUGAGAUUGUCCUGUUUACCCAUAGUAAUUCAGAUUUUAACCACGAAAAGUCAGGGGAAAGUGCGAACACAGUCCCCCACUACCACGAAUUAUGCAGUCGAGUUUCCUGUGUUUGGGGAAAUCGCAGGGGUCAGCACAUCCGGAGUGCAAUGGAUAAGCCUCCCCUGGGAAAACCACCUUUGUGAUCAUGGUAUCUCCCCUGCCAGGGGAGUCCUCCGCCCGGGCGUCCGGAACUGUCGACGGCAAACCCCGGCCCGCUGGGCCACCCGAGAAUUCCCGCGGCCUCCGCCGACCCGGAAUCUGGGCUCUCGCGGACCCGCGCCCCGCCCAGCCGCCCCAGGGCCUCCUGUGCUGGCCAUGCCCGUGCCCACGGAGGGCACCCCGCCGCCCCUGAGUGGCACUCCUGUCCCAGUCCCAGCUUACUUCCGCCACGCAGAACCUGGCUUCUCCCGCAAGAGGCCCAGGGGGCUCAGCCGGAGCCUCCCACCUCCACCCCCUGCCAAGGGCAGCAUCCCCAUCAGCCGCCUCUUCCCUCCUCGGACCCCACGCUGGCACCAGCUGCGUCCCCGGCGGGUGUCAUUCCGAGGCGAAGCCUCAGAGACCCUGCAGAGCCCUGGGUAUGACCCAAGCCGGCCAGAGUCCUUCUUCCAGCAGAGCUUUCAGAGGCUCAGCCGCCUGGGCCAUGGCUCCUACGGAGAGGUUUUCAAGGUGCGCUCCAAGGAGGAUGGUCAGCUCUAUGCAGUAAAGCGUUCCAUGUCACCAUUCCGGGGUCCCAAGGACCGGGCCCGCAAGCUGGCCGAGGUGGGCGGCCAUGAGAAGGUGGGGCAGCACCCACGCUGCGUGCGGCUGGAGCAGGCCUGGGAGGAGGGAGGCAUCCUGUACCUGCAGACGGAGCUGUGUGGGCCCAGCCUGCAGCAGCACUGUGAGGCCUGGGGCGCCAGCCUGCCCGAGGCCCAGGUCUGGGGCUACCUGCGGGACACGCUGCUUGCUCUGGCCCACCUGCAUGGCCAGGGCCUGGUGCACCUUGAUGUGAAGCCUGCCAACAUCUUCCUGGGGCCUCGGGGCCGCUGCAAGCUGGGUGACUUCGGACUGCUAGUGGAGCUGGGUACAGCAGGAGCUGGCGAGGUUCAGGAGGGAGAUCCCCGCUACAUGGCCCCCGAGCUGCUGCAGGGCUCCUAUGGGACAGCAGCGGACGUGUUCAGUCUGGGCCUCACCAUCUUGGAAGUAGCAUGCAACAUGGAGCUGCCUCAUGGUGGGGAGGGCUGGCAGCAGCUGCGCCAGGGCUACCUGCCCCCCGAGUUCACUGCCGGUCUGUCUUCUGAGCUGCGUUCUGUCCUUGUCAUGAUGCUGGAGCCGGACCCCAAGCUUCGGGCCACAGCUGAGGCCCUGCUGGCGCUGCCUGUGUUGAGGCAGCAGAGGGCCUGGGGUGCACUGUGGUAUAUGACAGCGGAGGCCCUGAGCCGAGGGUGGGCCCUGUGGCAGGCCCUGCUUGCCCUGCUGUGUUGGCUCUGGCAUGGGCUGGCUCACCCUGCUAGCUGGCUGCAGUCCCCGGGCCCGCCGGCCACCCCACCUGGCUCACCACCCUGUAGCCUGCUCCUGGACAGCAGCCUCUCCAGCAACUGGGACGACGACAGCCUAGGGCCCUCACUCUCCCCUGAGGCUGUCCUGGCCCGGGCUUCGGGGAGCACUUCCACCCCCCGGAGCAGGUGCAUGCCCAGGGAUGCCCUGGACCUAAGUGACAUUGACUCAGAGCCUCCUCGGGGGUCCUUCCCCUCCUUUGAGCCUCGGAAUCUCCUCAGCCUGUUUGAGGACACCCUAGACCCAACCUGAGCCCCAGGCUCCGCCUCUGCACUUGUAAUGUUUUACCCAGUGUCCCUCCCAUCGCUUUUGAAAGCUGGGGCCCCUCGGGAACUCCCACGGUCUUUUUCUGCCUGGCCAUGUCUAAUAAAAGGUACUUGAACCUUGGAGCAUCCAAGCUCGCUCGUGUGGCAA